AUGUCCUGGCUCCCCAAAAAAAGGAGAAAGGGGGAGCCCCCAUUGAUAAAAGGAUGGAUCCCGUUUCUUGGGAAGGCUUUGGAAUUCAGGAAAGAUUCUUAUCAGUUUCUGCAAUGGCUACAGCAGAAGCAUGGAGAUAUUUUUACUGUAUUGAUUGCAGGUAAAUACAUGACAUUUGUGAUGAACCCUCUACUAUACCCUGCCGUGAUUAAGCAGGGAAAGCAACUGAACUUCCACAAGUUUGCAGAUGUGGCAGCAUCUACUGUGUUCAGCUACCCACUGAUGUGCACUGAAAGGUUUCCCGGCAUGAGUGAUCAAGUACAAAAAUGCUUCUUGCUUCUGCAGGGCUCUGCCCUUGACCUUCUAACAUUCAGAAUGAUGGGAAACCUACAGCUCAUCUUACGACGUUAUUUCCUUUCCAAGCAGGGAGAGGAGUUAGAGUAUGAUUGGCACAAAGUGGGGCUGUAUGAGUUCUGUGACUGUGUGAUGUUUGAGGCAACAUUUCUGACACUAUAUGGACAACCCCCAGACACGAACACAGAUGAACACACACACUCGGGCAAGGAGAGCUGGACAGAUGGACUGCGUGACAAUUUCAAGAAGUUUGACAGAAUGUUUCCUCUGCUGCUUGCCCGCGUACCCAUUAGCUUGCUAGGGAAAACUAAAUGUACCAGGGAGAAGCUUAUCAGGUUUUUUCAUCCCUGUAGAAUGGCAGAUUGGACCAGUCCAUCAGAGUUCAUACAAACAUGUACUGAACUGUUCCAACAGUAUGACACACUCAAAGACCUGGACAAAGCAGCUCAUCAUUUUGCCACGCUCUGGGCAUCAGUGGGGAACACUAUUCCAGCAUCCUUCUGGUGUUUGUACCACCUUCUAUCCAACCCUCAGGCCCUUGCUUCUGUGCGGGAGGAGAUCAUUGGUGUGAUUGGAGAGGAAGAGGCAGAGGCUAUUUGCCGUCAUGACAUGUUGCUAACCAGAGAGCAACUCGACAGAAUGAUUUACCUUGAGAGUGCUGUUAAGGAGAGUCUCCGCCUCUCCUCUGCCUCAAUGAAUAUCCGGGUGGUUCAGGAGGAUUUUUCUCUGCAUCUGAAUCCCCACUUUUCAGUGUGUGUACGCAAAGGAGAUAUUGUUGCACUUUACCCCCCGAGCACACACCAGGACCCAAACAUUUACCUGCACCCUCAGAAGUACAUGUUUGACCGGUUUGUGGAAGACCAGAAGGAGAAGACAGAGUUCUAUAAAGGUGACCAGAAAGUCCGGUACUACCACAUGCCAUUUGGGUCAGGGGUCAGCAUGUGUCCUGGCAGAUUCUUUGCCAUUAAUGGAUUAAAGCAGUUUGUCUGCAUCACUCUACUGAUGUGUGACAUGCAGCUUGCUGCUGGCCAAAAAGAGGCAGUGCUGGACACCUGCAGAGCAGGCCUGGGCAUCCUCCCACCUGCAAACUACAUCUCAUUCAACUACAGACUCAAAGGACACUUCAGAGAUGAGUGA
This is a messenger RNA of Electrophorus electricus (electric eel), 1491 nucleotides long. The record is from RefSeq and is a predicted model, not a curated record. Lineage: Eukaryota; Metazoa; Chordata; Actinopteri; Gymnotiformes; Gymnotidae.